Molecule: messenger RNA, 1866 nt
Organism: Brettanomyces nanus
Lineage: Eukaryota; Fungi; Ascomycota; Pichiomycetes; Pichiales; Pichiaceae
Exons: 1
Coding region: 1-1866 (621 amino acids)
Molecular function (GO): protein binding
Source: RefSeq, a predicted model, not a curated record
AUGUUGAACAAGGCCGUCAGAUGUGCAUGCGUUGUGAGAUACUUUCGACGGUUUUAUGCUAUACCAGUUGGAGGAAUCAAAGGGAAAAUACGAACCACUAAGAGACCUCACAAACCUGCGCAGAUGGGGAAGUUGACUGAUGACGAUGAUUUUGAAUUUUUUGCCAAGAAAAUAACGAAAAUGAAAAGAAAUCAAGACACCAAGAAGGCAGAACAGGUUGAAUCGCAUGAGCUAGUGAAGGGUUCUGAUGCAUGGCUAGUUAAAUUCAACUCUAUGUCGGAGCGUCCUAUCUCUGAGAGAGUCAAUGAAGUGUCGAAAUUCUUUGCCAAAUUUUGCUCGUAUGACAAGAUUGAAAAGCUCAGCACGGAUUUCGUGAGUUGCAUUCGACAAAAACUGAUUCAAUUUGGCGAUAUCAUCUUGAAAGAUGUGGUGAAGGAUGAUGAUCAAUUGAAGACAGUGUAUAGCGAAUCAAACCCAAACUAUGCUUAUCUGCUCGCCUGCAUUCACAUUUUGAAUGGAUUCGAUCAUUCGGAGGUCAUUAAAAGUCGGAUGAGUGCGAAGAGAGUUGCCACUACUGAUGAGUUGAUCUACGAGGAGUUCAAGACGAUAUUAAAUAAAGAGCAAAGCAACGAACAGAGUACUAUUGAUGAUGAUCACAGUAAAGAGAUGGCUUCACUUGUACAAGCCUAUAUGAGACUUCCGAAACCGAGAAGUCUUCAUAUGCAAGCAGAAGACAUGGAGGAUUUCCUUGAAACCAUAGGAGAACACUUGGAUGAUAUUGAAUUGAAAACUAUAGGAGCCAUCUAUCAGGAUGUAAUGGAUUCAGGGAUGAUGCUAACUUCCGGGGAGUUGAAAAAGUGGAUGGCUUCAACUUUAGAGCAGUUUCAUGACUUUGAUAGUGAUAUCUACCAACAACUUAAGCUUGGAAUCGAGAAAUUGGGCUACAAGGUCACGAGGGAUCACUAUAAUUUAUUUCUUGCAGCCUGCUUGAACUCGCAAAGUUACGAUCUAUUUCAAGAGGUGCUUCAAGAUAUGGUCAAGUGCGGUCUUGAGCCAGACAGAUAUACGCUUACGUUGAUGAAUAACUACAGUGGAUUGACUGCUGAUAUGAACCUUUGGUUGAAUGUAAUGGAGUUGCGAAUGACGCAAUAUCCAUAUAUGCUUUCCACUGACGAUUAUGAGGCAGCAUUCAGUAGUUUAAUAUCUUUGGGAGGAGAGAAAUUAGGCAAGGACAUAUUACGGACCCUCAUCAGUAUCAGAGACGGAUAUAGAGAUAUGCAUAGAGAAGAGUUGGAAAAAACGGGUACGAUGGACAUUCUUGAGAUCGAUAAUUCUACCAAGCAGUAUAUUCCGUACGAGCAUCCGUUGGAACUGUUCGAUCUUGUGACUGAUCAGCAGGAGCUAAUCAUGAUCUACCCACGUUUAUGCAGCGGGAUGUUUGAACCUUUUAUAAAGACAUGUUCUACUAUGGAAGAUUUAGACAAAUUGAUACAGAUUAUGGACUCUAAUGGAGUCAUCAGGGAUUUGGAGACUUUUCAUUCGAUUUUUGACUUUUUGCUAGAACACAAGCAGGUUGUCAAGUUUGAGCGGUUCCAACAUAUCGUGAUAGGAAUCUUAAAUGAUGAUCACGACGAAUAUUUAUGCUACUUGAUGGAAGACGAACAUAAUCUACGGGCAUUUGUGACGUUGAGCCAAAUGUAUACGGAUGUUGGAGAAUUGGAUGCCAACAACGACCAAGUGGUAAAUAGUUUCAAGUUACUAUGGGGGUACUUAGAGCAAUUGGGGCAUGGAGAAGGUGUGGAUGAAGAAACGUAUACAGAAGCGGUUAAGAGCGUGUUGGUAUUGAGCAAAGCCAACGUUAAUUGA